This is a messenger RNA of Meira miltonrushii, 1318 nucleotides long. RefSeq lists its product as uncharacterized. Bases 1 to 1065 code for a protein of 354 amino acids. Lineage: Eukaryota; Fungi; Basidiomycota; Exobasidiomycetes; Exobasidiales; Brachybasidiaceae. The transcript has 2 exons. The record is from RefSeq and is a predicted model, not a curated record.
AUGAACAAUCUUUUCGCUCUCCUGCUUGCUUUUUCAAUUUGUCUCUUCACCACCGUCAAAUGUUGGGAAGGUGGUACACCUUAUACCAUACCCACGGAUAAAUCAUUACCCGCUGCACCAAGCGGUGGCACAUUGAUCCAAUGGUCACCAUGUCCUAAUUCAAAGCUUGUCAAUCCAGCAGUGGUCAAUCAAUGUUUUCUAAAAGGCAGUAAAGCUUCUACCGCUUACAUCGUUCAACACGCCGAUAAUGCUCCAAUUGCUUCCCCUGGUUUUUCAACAACUGAUGGUAAAUCAUCCUUCUGGCGCAAAGGUGUCAAUUUGGGUUAUGCACCAGGUAUUGAUAGUUGGGCAAUCGGAAACGAUGAUUCAACAGGAGCAGGCUGUUCCUCUUAUUCGCAAUACGAUGCUAUCAUUAAUUAUUAUAGCGGUAAUCCUGCUUUAUUUCCAAAUUUGCGAACGAUCGUAAUCGUUGGUCAUUCGGGUGGUGCUAACUUUGUUUCUCGUUUUUCAACGAUCAACACAAAUACACCUAGAGGUAUGCGCUACAUCGUUGCGAAUGCGGCCAAUCAAGGUUAUUUCGAUAAUGCCAGACCAACAAAGACGACCAGCGACGAUUGUCCGGCUGCUUUUUCAUGGCCAUUUCAAUGGACUGGGUCUUUCAAUAGAUACGUUGGCUCCCGUAUCAAGAAUCCAGUAGCACUAUUUAAUCAAUGGGCAGGUCGUGAAGUGAUUCAUUUGACUGGUGAUCAAGAUACUUCGACAAGUGGUACGCAGACCUGUCAAUCCGUAGCGCAAGGUGGUGGUGCAAGAAGAGAUCGUAAUUAUGGUUAUUGGGCUGAUUUGAAUAUUCUUGCAGGAACCAAAACUGACGUUUCAAAGUAUCCCGGUUUUAAUCAACUGUUGGCUUCAGGUGCAAAGAAGAUCGGAAGCGGCAAUCUAAACCAUAAAGCAUGCACCGUUGCGGGUGUUGGUCAUGAUGCUCCCGGCAUGUUUGGCUCACAAUGCGGUAGAGCUGCAAUAUUUGGACAAUCUUUACCUGCAGGAGCAGGACCUUCUACUCCCUAAAAGAAUGUACUAGUAUAUACAUUAUAUGAUGAUGAUUCCCGUAGCCCUUUUCAAUAAGAUUUUUCUCACCCUUUCAUACGUGUUUCGGGUGCAAUAAACGAGGCUGACAAAAAAGAAAGGCGGAUUCGAACUGGGAAAGUCGGUGUCAAAAGUCUUCAUCGAUGAUCAGGAGAUCAACAGUGCUACGAGCUCGUCACGCCGUACGUUGAGAAAUGUCCACGGUAUUUGUUGAGAGAGAAGAGUUAAGAGUGUU